CGCCACUCUCUCUCUCUCUCUCUAAACCAGAGCCAUUUGCAAUUCGAGACCAUCGUCAUCACUGCUUCUUGCUAUCUACAUUGCGACGCGUCGGAAGAUCCGCUCUCUCUCUCUCUCUCUCUCUGGGACACAACCAUGAACUGCCAAUCCCAUAAACCCUCCUUCAAUCCUCUGCAAUUCCCUUCUUGCGCACCCAGGUUCCCGCUUGUGACGCUUCUCUCCUUCUCUCACGCGCUUCGUCGCAACCCAUUUCCCCUCUCUCUCAACUCUUCAUUUACCCAAGUUCACAACUAUGGCACCAUUGAUUAUGAGAGCAGAGAGGCGUGGAAUUGGAGGUCUCUCUACCGACGAAUUGCGACCAUGCGAGACCCCAACUUUGGUUCGUCAUCCGUCCUGAAUUGGUGGAGAAAAGAGGGGAGGAAGGUCUCUUCCUGGGAGCUACGCAGAAUCAUUAAGGAGCUCAGGAAAUUUCGACGUUUCAAACUCGCUCUCGAGGUAUAUGACUGGAUAUUCGAACAUUAUAAAGAUUUUAAAGUAUCCUCAAGUGAUAUUGCAAUUCAGUUAGAUUUGAUAUCUAAAGUGUAUGGUAUUUCCGAUGCUGAGGAGUUCUUUAUGAGUUUGGCAGAAAAUUCUAAAAAUGAAAAAACUUACGGUGCUCUUCUGAAUGCUUAUGUCAAUGCAAAAGCAAAGGACAAGGCUGAGGUUCUCAUAAAGGAAAUGAGAUCAGAAGGUUAUCUUUCUCACGCUCUUCCUUUUAAUGACAUAAUGACUCUAUAUAUGAAAACAAAUGAAUUUGAAAAGGUGGAUUCUAUGAUCCAGGAAAUGAGAAAGAGGAAUAUAGCCUUGGAUAUUUAUUCAUACAAUAUUUGGAUAACAACAUGUGCUGCCACGGCCAACACAGAGAAGAUGGAAGAAGUGUUUAACCAAAUGAAACUCGAUAAGAAUGUUAGUAUCAAUUGGACUACAUAUAGUACAUUAGCUGCGAUGUAUGCAAGACUCGGCCUGUUUCAGAAAGCUGAUAACUGCCUUAAGGAGCUUGAAAGUCGAAUUUCUGGUCGUGACAGGAAACCCUAUAAUCAUCUUAUUAGCCUGUAUGCAAAUAUUGGCAAAAAGGAAGAGGUUUAUCGUAUCUGGAAAUCCUACAAAACAAGUUUUGAAAGCAUACCCAAUUCAAGCUAUCACUCUAUGAUGUCUUCGUUGGUUCGAUUGGGAGACCUUAAUGGUGCUGAAGAGGUUUAUGAGGAGUGGGAGUUAAGUAAAUCAACCUAUGAUCCCAGAAUUUGCAAUGUUUUAUUGGCUUCUUAUGUCAGAGAAGGGAUGUUGGAGAAGGCUGAAAUGUUUGUCGAGCAUUUCUGCACAAGAGGUGGACGUUCGAACCCAACCACAUGGGAGAUCCUUGCAGAAGGAUUUAUCAAACAGCAAGAAAUAGAGAAAGCAUUGUCAGCCAUGAGUGAGGCAGCAUCCAUCAAGAAAUUCCGGCAUUGGCAACCAAAACCCAAGAACGUUGAAUCCAUAGCAGAGUUGUGUAAGGAGAAAGGUGAUGCAACCAGUGCUGAAUUGCUAAUAGAGAUCCUGAGGAAGGUGAAAUAUUUAGAUACUGAAACAUACGAUUCAUUGACUAGAGCUUGUAAUAAGUCAGGCAAGCCUGUUUGAUGGUUCCAGUUUGUGUAUGGAAAAAGAAAAGGUUGAUAGGGAUGAUGAUGAUACUUACGAUGCAGUCUGCUAAAGGUUAUACUCUUUGCUAAAGGUUAUACCAUCUGAUGCCUGAAAUUUGUCGAAGAUCUGCUAUCGAUGACAGGAACUAUGUUAGUGGAACAUGGCUAGGGUGCUGGAAAUGAAGCCUCACCGUGUCCUAGCUGUUGUGUUCCUUAGAUUCAUGACUGGAUUCCAGCAACUGGCCAUUCUGUUCCUUACGUUCUUGAAUGGGUUCCAGCAAACAGCAAUGUUGGACAACUGUCAUUCAUACACUGGUCCCACACUUUUUCACAUGCAUGUGCAUACCUUUUUAGUGUUUUGUAAAGGAGUGGCGCAUGUGAGUUGAAGCUCGAGACCUCUACAAAUGAUCCAACAUAUUGGAAACCAGGUAUUGGAUUGGAGAUCAAGCUAGCUGCUCACGCAUGUGGCCCUAUGGGGGAGUAGAGCUCAUUCUUGUUUGUUUUUGGGGUUGGGUUUCUAGGAGAUGUAAACAACUUCGACUUCCGUGGUACUGGUACCGAUGAUCGAAGAUGGUAUAAUGGUGUUGGUGGAUAACAAGAAGCUGAUGUUUCGCUGCACUCAGGUUCAGUGGAAAACGGGGUACCUAGAACCUGGUUCUGUGACGUUGUAGCUACCCAUCCACCCUGAUCUUGGUGAUAUUUAAUCUCAACGUUGGUAAGUUUGUAGGAGGUCGAUGAGUUCAAGAAAACCAAAAAGCAUGAUGAAUGGAAUAGUAGAGGUAAUAGAGAAAAGCCAACUGUACAACAAGCAAAUCCAAUGCUUGUGUGGACUCUCCUGCGCAAGAAUCUGGUGUAUCUGGUGGCAGCGAAGCAGAUCACCCCACCUGAUGCUGAUAUGUCUUGCAUAAUAGCCAUGGUGGAAAGUUCCUGCUGCGCCAUGUUGGGGAGAUAAGUUCCACUGAUUGGUGAUAUGAACCGAAGCUGGUUUCGUUGGCUCUUAAUGACGGCAUAUUUUAUUGGUAUUAAGGGCAGCCAGGAAGGCCUCACAUGGGCAUCACAUGCCUCUUUCUUGCCCGACUCAAAGCUCGUAUUGAAAGCUAUAUCACCUCCUAGUUUCAUAUUCCUCUGUUCGAUGCACACAUUGACAGCUCAACAAAGUGCGUAGAUCUUCUGUUCCCUAGGUGCUCGUCUGUAAAAUGCGUAGAGCCACAGUGGUGAAAAAAAAAACCGGGGGCUUGUCCUAAUGUUUCCGUAACAGAGUCCACCUUGCAUCUGUACUAAUUGCUAUUUUAUCAAUGGACAACAGAUCAAUUUA
Molecule: messenger RNA, 2970 nt
Organism: Nymphaea colorata (pocket water lily)
Lineage: Eukaryota; Viridiplantae; Streptophyta; Magnoliopsida; Nymphaeales; Nymphaeaceae
Product: pentatricopeptide repeat-containing protein At1g02150
Exons: 2
Coding region: 136-1653 (505 amino acids)
Cellular component (GO): mitochondrion
Molecular function (GO): protein binding
Source: RefSeq, a predicted model, not a curated record